GAGAACACUAUGUAUGAAAAUAUGGCAGAUGACCACCCAUGAACAGAAGCUACAACAGCUACACCAAAAAGGGUUCUUCAAAUGGCGUCCAGAAAUGGAGAUGGGGAAGAGAGUGAAAGAAAUCGAAAAGAUUCUCCUACGUUGGGGGGAGGAAGACCCAGACGUUAAACUACUGUCGGUGUUGUUUUUAGGGUACAUCACAAUGAAAGGAACACCCAGGGAAAGUGAUGCUAUAAGUUAUGGAAAAGCUAAAGAGUACAUUGAUAAAGCAGUGUUGUUAUCAGAAAAUAAUAAGAGUUGUUUGUUUCUGGCACAUUCUCUCCUAGCUCACUGGCACGACUGUCUGGGAGAACAAGAUGAGUUUGAAGUACAUUUCACAAAGACACAAUAUUUAUUGGAAAUAAUACGAAAUGAACCUCGCGAAAAAGCUUGGCUCUUUACAGCUAAAGGGUUUGCAUUACUUCAGGCAGGACCUACAAAAUUUGAUACAGUGGUCAAAUUAUUUGAUAAGGCCACAGAACGAAACCCCGAAGAGCCCUUGUUCUAUUAUCUGAACGCUCUGACUUUGGGAAGAAAGCGUCGUUAUUUGCAUGAAAGAUCUGUGCCCACUGAUGAUGAAAUAUCCUGCUUAGAAACAGCUUGUAAUAAAACUAAUAAUAAAAACCUAGAUUAUCUGAGUACUUACUGUUUCUGUUUGGCUGAGAAUUGGUCAGCAGAAUUUUGCAAAACGAAAAACAAUGAUACAUUUUCAGAAAAACAAAAAGAGAAGAUUAAGGCAUUUCUUAAGGAUGCAGGAGAGGAAUCUAAUGCUUAUGUUCUGCUGCAGUGCGCUAAAUCUUAUCGACUUUUAAAAGACUAUCAAAAACAGAGACAGUUUUUAGAAAAAGCUAAUGAGAUUAGUAACGGAACGUAUUCUGCAGUUCUUCAUCGCCUCGGGCUUUACUUUUGGAGGAACAAAAUAGACAGAAAUAUGGAAAACGCAAAAGAGUAUCUCAAAAAAUCAUUUUCUGUUAAUACAGGCGGCAAUAUUUUUGCAGAAGUUGAUUAUUUAAAAUUGUUGAAAGAAGAAGAAGAGAUAGAUUCUAAGCAGUAUCUUACAGAAUUAUCUAACAUGCUAGAACGUUCCACGCUUACAGAUAUUAACAAAGCUUACUUAUAUAUGUGUAAAGGAGAAGAAAUGAUGGUUAAAAAGAAUGUAAGUGGUGCUAAACGUUGCUUUUGGGAAGCGAUCAUUUUAGAUCCAGAACUAUGUGACGUUAGAAACGCCAAAACUAAGCUGUUGGACAUUUUAGAACAAAAUAUUAGCAAGAACCCACAAGAUGCUGCUACGUUAUGCGAACUGGGUAGACUUUAUGAGAGAUUAAAGCCUCAGGACAUAACCAAAGCCAUAGAUCAUUAUAAACAAGUACUUUCUCUAAAUUCAGACAACGAAGAAGCCAACUUGGGAUUAUGUCGUGUACUGUUAGCAAAGCACGAUGAUAAGAAGCUCCUAUUAUCAGAAUGUUCUGAGAUACAUGAACGACUAUCUCGCUUUAAAGAUAAUUCCGAGUUUCGAAAGUUAUCUGGAAAAUGUUUAUAUUUCUGGGGAUCGUUACUUCUUCCAGACCAUACAGAAGAUGCGAAAAAAAAACUAACAGAGAGUGUUAAAUUGGGUUGCAUGAACAGCUGCAAACCACUGCUUUCCCUUUUAAAUAAACUCGAUUACACAGAAAGUGCAGUAAUUCUGAAUUGUUCUUCGAAUGAAGAAGCGUACUGGUUAUCUUACCAGUGUGAAAUAACAAAGGAUGAAAUAGAAAGAAACGUUAAGAAGUCUCUGUUGAUUGAAGAUUCUUUAUGUAGUACAAACAACUCAAGUCAAGAAAUGAAUAAAGUAAGAAAACUUAGAUUAGAAAUGGAACAAGCAGCAGUAAGCCAGAGCUAUUAUCAAGAAAAAGCUUCUGAGAUUCUGAUCGAAACAAAAAGCCUUCUUGAUCGCACGAUGAACCGAUUUCAAGAAAUUAUUUAUAAAGGAACGCAUGAAAAGAAAUCAACUUACUUUCCUUACCUGCAACCUCCCAAAGUCACCAAUCAUCCAUCGGGAUCUGAGCAAGAUCUCAUUAAUUCUCCCAAAGCCACCAAUCAUCCAUCGGGAUCUGAGCAAGAUCUCAUUAAUUCUCCCAAAGCCACUAAUCAUCCAUCGGGAUCUGAGCAAGAUCUCAUUAAUUGUAAACUUGAAAUGAAGUCGAAGUUUGAAAAAACACUGAAACACUGGAAACGUCAACCCCCGGGAAAAGGAGAAGUAGAAUCAUUUUCCAAAGAAUUCGGUGAUCUUUUUGAAAUUUUAUGUAAGCACCAAGCAGUUUACGAUGAACGCUACUACUUUGUACCUAAAUGGAUGGAGAUUCGUAACAAACAGACUCAUGAGAAAAUUAAUAAUCAAAAUGAAUUCACUUUGAAAAAUGGAACAACUGUGAAAUUAUUGGAUUUAGCUAGAAAAGCACACGAAUACACCGAGAAUAUGGUAAAAGAAUUUAAUUCAGGAUUGCCACCUUGAAUCAUACUGAUUUUCCGUGUUUUUACAACACUUUUGGCAUAAUGGUCAUUAGUAUGUUUUAUACACUUUUGGGACCGUUGGUGUAUUAUAAGAGUGACGGUCAAAUCCCACUAUUCUGUCAAACUGGUAAUCCAAGAGUUGUCAGUGGGAGUUUGUGUGGUUUAAGAAACACAAGUAAAAUAAUUCAGUUAUCUUCUAUUCAAACAAUAAGUGAUUUACUAUUAAUUUUAUUAUAGGUGGAGAACAUUAUACAGAAAUUAAAUAUUAUUAAUUAAGAUUGUUCGUUUAUCUCUCUCUGUGUAUAUAUAUAUAUACAUAUAUACACACAAUGCAAUUUUUGUUGAAUUCUGGUAAAUUUAUAAAGGUUUUGCUACAUACCUUGAAGAUGUGUGGGUGCAGUAGACAUGGUUAACUUUACAGCUAUAUCUUCUUAUUGUUGAGGACUAUAUUUUCAAUAAAGUUUAAAUCCACACUAACUGAACAAUACCAAAUUUAAAUGGAAACUAGUUUGAUGUUUCAAUGUGAAAUGCCAAAAGUAGUUCCCAUUUAAAUUUUGCAUUGUUCCGUUAGUGUGGAUUUACACUUUAUUGAAAAUUACUUCACAUGCCAUUGUGUAUUUGCCUAUUUUUUUAAACCUUUUAAUUUGAAUGUUUGCUAGAGGGCCCGUGACGUUAACACUAAGUAAGUUUGUCAGAAUAGGCUUACAAGAUUCUAUAUGACGUUACGAAAAUCUAAUAACGUUGUGAAGUAUUGAGAAAAAACGCUACACCGAGUAAAGACAAACGGAGAUCGCCUCGGAAUUAAGAAGACUUUUUCGGACGUCACCUUCACCAAUCUACGCCUUCUCCCAAAAGGAGUGUUGGGCAUCAAGUGUAGCCACCCACGCGGCUAUUCCAAGCUCCUAUCCCACUGCCCAACAACAGCCUUCAGAGGCGCCAAGCUAGACAUCUACAUACCGGCCGAAUCCAGCACGCCAAAGUCACUAGGAGUAUCUCUUGAAAACAUAUACCCACCACGGAAGUCACAAAAAAUUCGCACUCAAGGGUUUAAAACAUCAACGGCCAAAAUGAACGAGCCCCUUCAAAAUUAGUCAGCUUCCCCCUACCCCGCAUAAUGGUCAUCCUAGAUGAAGCCUCUGAUGGGACACCUUUAACGAAGAACGGUCUCAUCCUAUGGUAUACACAGUAGAAGUGGCCAAGGUCUCGCCAGCGCCCAUCUUUUAGUCAGUUUAAUGCUACAACUGCCAGACAAUUGGACACAACAAGGAAUCAGCGCAUCACGAGCUCGCUACUAAGAUGUGGAUAACAUCAUUCUGUUUUUGAAUGCCUCAAUGACUGCUAGGAUAACGAUUGUGCGAACUGUGGCGUUUCUCACGUAGCAUCUUAACGGGGAUGCCAAAAAUAUCCAUAAGUAAUGAGAAUCGCCAAGACAGCCAGAACUCAAACCUCAAAUGUAGCAGCAGAAACAAUCAGUAAACAAGUCCCAAGACCAGUUACGACAGCCCAAUCAGUAGCCUGGCAUUCACUCAACAUGCAAGCAUCACAACUACACCAAACCCAACACUUCAGCAGGAGUAGAGGGGGCCUACGCAGAAGUUUUGAUCUCAACAAGAUCAUCACAGAGAUUCGCCACAACGUUAGACCACUUCAAAGCGUUCCUAGAGGACAUGAUCCUCAGAGCUACGUGUGGAGAUCUACGUUCAUCCGGAGAGUAAAGUACGAGACCUGUGCUGUGAACUACUACUACUUCGACCUCAGGAAUUCCGACCCCGAGACCGUCGAAGCCUUAAUCGAGAGGAGGAACCACCAGAGAGAACAUCCUAGGUAAUGAAAAUGUAAAUUGCUCCAAUGUUUGCAUGCCAAUAUCAAGGUGGCUUAAACAAUAAAAAUUUGAACUCUUUAAA
This is a messenger RNA of Limulus polyphemus (Atlantic horseshoe crab), 4436 nucleotides long. RefSeq lists its product as uncharacterized. Gene Ontology annotation, molecular function: protein binding. Gene Ontology annotation, biological process: cell division. The coding region runs from base 14 to 2533 and encodes 839 amino acids. The record is from RefSeq and is a predicted model, not a curated record. NCBI's taxonomy places the organism in Eukaryota, Metazoa, Arthropoda, Merostomata, Xiphosura, Limulidae. The transcript has 2 exons.